Microdochium trichocladiopsis is the source of this 5185-nucleotide messenger RNA. RefSeq names its product lysophospholipase like protein. Gene Ontology annotation, biological process: lipid metabolic process. The record is from RefSeq and is a predicted model, not a curated record. The coding region runs from base 404 to 4945 and encodes 1513 amino acids. NCBI's taxonomy places the organism in Eukaryota, Fungi, Ascomycota, Sordariomycetes, Xylariales, Microdochiaceae. The transcript has 2 exons. Gene Ontology annotation, molecular function: phosphatidylcholine lysophospholipase A1 activity. Gene Ontology annotation, cellular component: endoplasmic reticulum.
GCCCAGGUGACUUGGAACCCUCAAGCUUGCACUCCUGGAUCACAAGAUCCCGACCCGGCCCAGCAUGCCGCGGAGCUUGCCAGUCCUCCCUGUACCUCCACCUUGAUCGCCGAUCGUGUGCAGAGUCCGCUUCCUACCCGACUCCCUGGCCAUUCCUCGGCCCUCGUCUCGUUCUUCCCUCUCGGACCGCCAUGCCGCAGAGCCAGGCUGUGCAUCCAAGCUCCGCGACAACGUGUGUUUGACAAUCACUUGCGAGCACAUUUAGCCUCAGCAGCAUCCCGGCCAAAUCCAUCACAGUCGUCAUCAUUUGCGCAUUCUUGGUGAUGCAACCGAAGCCACGCUUCUGGCAUCGUCUUCCGGUUGGCUCAGGCGGGUCUGCGUCAGCAUCUCAAUCAUAGCAAAGAUGGACAUGCUUGAAGCUGCAGCUGGGAGCGGCAGUGCCAGCUCCAGCACUAUCGCGGCCGCGCUCAACUCUACGGCAGCUGCAAUAGCAGCAGCCUCUACACUAGCACUGGAGGGCAGCCGAGAGGUGCCGCCCUCGUCAUGGCUCGGCCUUUUCGGCAAGCUGAUCUUUUGGGUCCUCCAGGCCGUUUCUUUUGUGGUCUUUUGGAGCCUCAAGAUCACAACAAUCUCGGUGCCGACCUUGAUCUUCUCUCUGCUUUCCACGAGUCUGACAGUCACCAUGAAAGCGACAACGCUCAUGUUCUUGACCGCGAUCAUGGGAGCUGGUAUCACAUGGGUGGUCAGGUAUCGCUACCUCAACAUGUACUCGCGGCUGCCACCUGAGCCUCAGCGCCGGGAGCCCGAGCUUGUUCUCUUCCCGGAUGUUGCUCAUGAGGGCGCCAAGCCCGGCUUGGCCAACUACCUGGACGAGUUCUUGAGCGCUAUCAAGAUCUUUGGCUACCUUGAGCGCCCAGUGUUCCACGAACUCACGAGGAGCAUGCAGACAAGGAAGCUUAUUGCUGGCGAGACACUGAACCUGGAAGAAGAAAAGGGUUUCUGCAUUGUCGUCGACGGCUUGGUCGAGAUCUUUGUCAAGUCGUCUCACCGUGACACGAUACAGUCCGAAAAGACACGUAUUCCGCGCCGUACUGGCGGACUAGACGAACAUGGACGCUCAGGCCAACAGCGGUAUCAGCUGCUGACCGAGGUCCGCAAUGGUGCACCCAUGUCUUCUCUUUUCUCGAUCAUGUCGCUGUUCACGGAAAACGUUGCACUCAGCCUUCCGGGAGAAGAGAGUCCUGGCCCUGAAUUCAUGGAGACUGGGUCCUUGCACCGCCGUUCAACAUCCGAACUGCAGCCUGGGACGCCCCAGCGUGAUGGAGUCCACGAUGGGUAUUUCACCGUAACACAUGAACCAGAGGCAAUCACGCCGGUUUCCCCAAGCAAGACGACGGAGUCUGGCAUUCCGCCGAUUUCUCUUGAUUCGUCGGCCCCGUUUAGGCCGACACGGCCAGCAUUUGUCAAGAGUCACAGGACAAAUUCUGCACAUCCAGAUAUCAUCGCUCGGGCUACUGUGGACACGACAAUCGCCAUCAUUCCUGCCAGCGCCUUCAGACGUCUUACGCGCGUAUAUCCAAAAGCAACCGCCCACAUUGUUCACGUCAUCCUGUCGCGCUUCCAGCGUGUGACACUUGCUACGGCGUACGACUAUCUCGGACUGACCAGUGAAGUCCUUCAAACAGAGAGAGACAUGAUCGAUUAUACCGCUUGCCAACUGCCGAAUGUUUUGCGUGGCGAUGCUUUAGACCGGCUUAAAGAGAAAUUCAGUAUGGAAAGAGAACGAACUGGAGACAAGGAUAGUGGCAAGGGCAUUGCGCUGCACAAUACUUCGGCAACUUCGCGAGGCCGCCGGGGAAGCACAGGCUUACGCAAGGAUGCUGCUCUUCACGCAAUGAGCAAGACUUUGCCACGGUCCGUUGUGGCCUCUACUAUUGCACCUCCUCAAGAAAGGCAAUCCAUCCACACUGCUGGCCCUGGAGAUCUUUUGGCAAAUGUGCAGCUGGCACGUGGCUCUGUAGCGCGACCUACGCCGCUCAGCGACCCUUGGGCACCAAACGAGCACCCUAGCCCUCUAGCACAGCGCACUUUUGAGUACUUUUCUGCUCAGCCACGCGCCAGACUCUCUAUUGAUCCGCGGGGGUCUGUUGACGAGGACAACAUUUUCCGGCAGUCCAUCUUGGAGUGCGUCUUCCAUGCUCUGGGCAUGCCGCAGGAAGGUCACACACCUCGCCAGGCAGAUUCGGUAGAGGGUUCGCCCCGACUCGUCUCUUAUGACCAGAGACGUCAGAAGGCAGUGUUUUCCAACAACGCUUUCGGUUUCAUGGAGCCAUUCGAGAACAAUGCUGAAUGGGAGUCAGAAUCCAUGACGUCUGGCGGAUUCUCAAUCGGCCGCACUCCGACACCACAACAGCUAGCCAGCGAAUUGAAACACGAAGCCGAGAUUGUUUUCUUCCCACAAGGCUCGGUCCUCGUGGAGCAAGGCGAACGCAGUCCUGGCAUAUAUUAUGUCAUUGAUGGCUUUCUUGACCUUUGCAUACCUGCUGGCGAUUCCGACCGGGAUAUCCUUACUUCGUCCAGCAAAUCGCUCAUGUCUGCCAUGCGCAGGGCAGACUCCCUUGGGCCUCAUAAUUGGACACCAUCCGAGUCUGUCAGCCCCCAACGUCCAGAUCAAAGCUCCACCGGCACGCCUGAGGCUACACCUCGAAAUGGGCCCGAGCGUCGUAGGGUCGGGCUUGUCAAGCCUGGCGGGAUCGCUGGUUAUAUCAGCACCGUCACGUCUUAUCGUUCCUUCGUUGACAUUGUCGCGAAGACUGAUGUUUACGUGGGGUUCAUCCCUCGUGCCCAGCUGGAGAAGAUUGUUGACAGAUACCCUAUCGUCCUGCUUACCAUGGCCAAACGGCUGACCAAUCUUCUCCCUCGACAACUGCUGCACAUUGAUUUUGCUCUCGAAUGGGUUCAGGUCGAGGCUGGCCACGUGCUAUUCAAUAAAGGAGAGGAUAGCGAGGCAAUUUAUCUCGUUCUGAACGGUCGUCUCCGGCAGGUCGAGGACCGUCAAGAUGGGGGCAUGAGUGUCAGGGCCGAGUUUGGUCAGGGCGACAGUGUUGGUGAACUGGAAGUGUUGACAGAGUCUGCUCGGAGUGGAACGUUGAGCGCGAUUCGCGACACGGAGCUUGUCAAGUUUCCGCGAACGCUCUUCAACAGCCUUGCACAAGAACAUCCCAACAUCACCAUCAAAAUCUCCAAGAUUAUUGCGUCGCGCAUGCGCACCCUGAUCGACAAUCCCAUGCUUGCCAAGGAUGGCGGUUCGGAAACAGCCAUUUACAAGACGUCCUCUACGCUCAACUUGAGGACUGUUGCGAUCAUUCCAGUCCGCGCUGGCAUUCCGGUCGUUGAGUUCGGGAACCGCUUGAUGGCUGCCUUGACCCAGGUCGGCCCCCCAAGCGGAGCGACAUCUCUGACUCAAUCUGCCAUUCUCAGUCAUCUGGGCAAACAUGCUUUCAACCGAAUGGGUAAACUCAAGCUCGCACACUACUUGGCUGAUUUGGAAGAAAAGUAUGGCCUUGUUGUUUACAUUGCCGAUACCAAUGUCAAUUCUCCAUGGACGCAGACUUGCAUCACACAAGCAGACUGUAUUCUUACGGUCGGCCUUGCUGAGGGUUCUCCAGAGAUUGGCGAGUACGAGCGUUUCAUGCUCGGUAUGAAGUCAACAGCCAGGAAGUCCCUGGUACUCCUCCAUGCCGACAGAUACUCGCAACCAGGACUGGCAAGAUCGUGGCUGCGUCAUCGGGUGUGGAUCAAUGGAGGCCAUUUCCAUAUCCAGAUGGCGUUUCGGCAAACAAUGCCAGUUGACCCCACGCCCUCAAGAAAGGCGGGUACUACCUUGAAGCAACGCGUGCAGAUCCUGCAAGCCGAGAUUCAAAAGUACACUAGCCGCAGGGUCCGUGACCGACCAUACUAUUCCCCCGAGGCUCCAUUCAAGGGCGACUUUCACAGACUCGCUCGACGAUUGUGCGGCAAAUCCAUUGGGCUAGUUCUGGGUGGAGGCGGCGCUCGAGGCAUCUCUCAGGUCGGCAUCAUACGAUCUAUGGAAGAGGCCGGUAUUCCGAUCGACAUCAUCGGCGGCACCUCGAUUGGCUCCUUCAUUGGAGCACUGUACGCGCGCCACGCUGAUGUUGUGCCCAUGUUGGGCCUUGCGAAGAAGUUUGCAGGCCGCAUGGCCAGCGUGUGGCGGUUCGCGUUGGACCUGACGUACCCGUCGGCUUCCUAUACGACCGGCCACGAGUUCAACCGGGGUAUUUUCAAGACCUUUGGGAACCACCAGAUUGAAGAUUUCUGGCUCGAGUACUACUGUAACACGACCAACAUCAGCAAAAGCAGAGGUGAGAUACACACUAGCGGAUAUGCCUGGCGGUAUGUCCGAGCAUCCAUGUCUCUGGCCGGACUGCUGCCACCGCUCUGUGACGAAGGCAGCAUGCUGCUGGACGGCGGGUACAUUGACAACCUGACCGUCUCCCACAUGAAGUCUCUGGGCGCCGACGUCAUCUUCGCCAUUGACGUAGGAGCCCUGGACGACGACACGCCACAAGCCUACGGCGAUUCCCUCUCGGGAGUGUGGGCCUUUUUCAACCGCUGGAACCCUUUUUCUUCGAUCCCCAACCCCCCCACGCUCGCCGAGAUCCAGGGCCGCCUCGCGUACGUCUCGAGUGUCGACGCGCUUGAGCGCGCCAAGACCAUGCCGGGCUGCAUCUACAUGCGCCCACCCAUCGACGAGUACGGCACGCUCGACUUUGGCAAGUUUGACGAGAUCUACCAGAUGGGCUACGAGUACGGCCACAAGUUCCUCGCCAAGCUCAAGGACGAAGGUAAGCUCCCGCUCGUGGAGGAGACCGAGGCAAAGAAGGCGCUGCGCCGCACCAUGGCUCCGAGACGGGCAAGCAUAUAGACAAGGGCCGUUUCCAGUCCUGUGCGCGCGCGCGCGUGUGUGUAUGUGUCUUUUUGCAUUGCAUUCAUCAUCACCGAGCGUGGUUGGUCAUUGGCGUCUGCAUGUGUAGAAUGCGACCUUGCAAGCAAGCCAUUUACCGUGUACAUGUCACGUCGGCACAGACUAGAGUAGACCUAGAACAUCAGCAAUGUCGUUUGUCGUUUGUCGAUAAUAUUGACAGGCUUAUUUGCUUUGAAACCG